Messenger RNA from Staurois parvus, 1095 nucleotides. The record is from the annotation of a GenBank genome assembly. NCBI's taxonomy places the organism in Eukaryota, Metazoa, Chordata, Amphibia, Anura, Ranidae.
AUGAGCAGCCCUGACGGUGGAUACGCCAGUGACGACCAGAUCCAAGGAAAGAGCUCCGUGCUGCCAAUGAUGAUGCUCGGCCUGGGUCAGUGCCAGUGGACGGAUACCAUGGAGGCCAAAGUCAAGUGCGAACCGGGAUCUGCCAGCAGCAGCAGGGGCAAAGCCGAGACUCGGAUCCGCCGUCCGAUGAAUGCCUUCAUGGUGUGGGCGAAAGAUGAGCGAAAGAGACUGGCCCAACAGAACCCGGACCUGCACAAUGCCGAACUCAGCAAAAUGCUCGGGCAAUCAUGGAGGUCUUUGGCUCUGGUUGAAAAGCGCCCAUUUGUGGAACAAGCAGAAAGACUGAGGGUACAGCACAUGCAGGACCACCCAGAAUACAAGUACAGACCCAGGAGGAAGAAGCAGAUGAAGCAGAUGAGGGUAGAUGAGAACCUCUAUCCCAUUACAGAGCUUGUGCGCUCUCCAGGACCAAACAGUUUUAGAAUGAUGGGAAUGGACAAUUUCUCUGGAGGCUCUGCUAAUCACCAACAACCUCAGACCUCUACACAGAACAGCCACUACACAGAACAACUCUCCAUGGGACACUAUUACAAAGGUUACAAUUACCCAUCAUCCCAAACCCCACAGGCUGCACCUUUGCACUACUCUUCAUCACCCACCCAAGUGGAAAAUGAUAUGGUGCCCUACGCCUACAAUGGCUCAUACUCCUUCUGCCAGCAAAAAAACACCAGCUCUUCGUAUAGUAAACAGAUGGCUCAUGUGGGUCAAAUAUUACAGGAUGUUCCAGAGCAGACCUCUCCGCACAUGUUUUAUGGGCAGUACUACAUACCCUCCUCCAGUGGUCCUCUUCAAGUGGCAACUCCAGAGCACAUCUCCCCUGCACCCCAGCAGAUGACCACAGCAGAUCACAUCAAUCCCAGCCACAUUGCGAUUGACAUAGACAAGAAUGAGUUUGAUCAAUACUUACAUGAUUUCAAGAAUGACACAGAACUAAACUCUGAAGCAGAUGACUACAAUGGGAUUGAUAAUACUAACAUGCUGCCUUUAGCCACAGAAUCCAGUAACAUCAGUUACUACAAUUAUUGUGAUGUAUGA